AUGUCUUCGGAAAAGAGCCACCGCCUCUACGUCAAGGGCCGCCACGUUAGCUACCAGCGUAGCAAGCGCAACUCGAACCCCAACAUCAGCCUGCUCCAGCUCGAGGGUGUCGAAAGCACAAAGGACGCGGAGUGGUACCUCGGAAAGCGUGUCGCCUACGUAUACCGCGUCGGCAGCAGCAAGUCGAACCCCAUCCGCGUCAUCUGGGGCAAGAUCCGCCGAACUCACGGCAACUCUGGUCUCGUUCGCGCUUCUUUCCAGCACAACCUCCCACCAAAGUCCUUCGGUGCCAGUGUCAGGGUUAUGAUGUACCCCAGCUCCAUCUAA
Messenger RNA from Bipolaris maydis ATCC 48331, 327 nucleotides. RefSeq names its product 60S ribosomal protein eL33. The record is from RefSeq and is a predicted model, not a curated record. Gene Ontology annotation, molecular function: structural constituent of ribosome. NCBI's taxonomy places the organism in Eukaryota, Fungi, Ascomycota, Dothideomycetes, Pleosporales, Pleosporaceae. Gene Ontology annotation, biological process: ribosomal large subunit biogenesis; cytoplasmic translation. Gene Ontology annotation, cellular component: cytosolic large ribosomal subunit; ribosome.